Molecule: messenger RNA, 1035 nt
Organism: Orcinus orca (killer whale)
Lineage: Eukaryota; Metazoa; Chordata; Mammalia; Artiodactyla; Delphinidae
Gene: PIGF
Product: phosphatidylinositol glycan anchor biosynthesis class F
Exons: 6
Coding region: 179-838 (219 amino acids)
Biological process (GO): GPI anchor biosynthetic process
Cellular component (GO): endoplasmic reticulum membrane
Source: RefSeq, a predicted model, not a curated record
GCUGCCUUCUUGGCCCGCCUCUCCACUUCUGCGAUUGGCUGUGAGGCCUUGGGCCUCCUCCCCACAGGCCUGCGCCUGCGCGAGGCACAGGGCCCGAGUUACACCUGAUGGUGGGAGGUAGAAACCCUCCGUUCUCUUCCGCGGGCGGGAGAGUUAGAUAGCCACUCAAGAAAACACCAUGAAAGAUACUGACAUCAAGAGACUACUAUAUGUCCAUCUAUUAUGCAUAUUUUCAAUUAUCCUAAGCAUCUUCAUUCCAUCAUUCUUCUUGGAGAACUUCUCAGUACUGGAAACACACUUGACAUGGUUGUGCAUCUGUUCUGUUUCUGUAACUGCCGUCAAUUUAGUAUUGUAUUUAGUAGUGAAACCAAAUGCAUCUUCUAAAAGAAGUUCAUUAUCAUACAAGGUAACCAGAUUUUUGAAAUGCUGUAUCUACUUUCUUAUGUCUUGUUUCGCCUUUCAUGUAAUUUUUGUUCUAUAUGGAGCACCACUAAUAGAGUUGGCGUUGGAAACAUUUUUACUCGCAGUUACUUUGUCCACUUUUACUACUGUACCUUGUUUAUGUUUGUUAGGACCAAACUUCAAAGCAUGGCUAAGAGUUUUCAGUAGAAAUGGGGUUACAUCCAUUUGGGAGAAUAGUCUCCAGAUCACUACAGUUUCUAGUUUUCUAGGAACAUGGCUUGGAGCCUUUCCUAUUCCACUCGAUUGGGGAAGACCAUGGCAGGAAUGGCCCAUCUCCUGCACGCUUGGAGCGACCUUUGGCUACGUGGCUGGCCUUGUUACUUCACCACUCUGGAUAUACUGGAAUAGAAAGAAACUUACAUACAAGAACAAUUAAUUGGAGCAAAGGGAGAAGAUAUUUCUUUGUGCAGAUUCCAUAAAGACUGUGCAGACAUGUAUAUGGUCUAAGCCAGGCAGUUCCACUUAACAGCACUGUUUUUUAUAUAGUUACAACAUGAUGUGAUUGUAGCUUUUUAAACUAUGAAACCCCUGAGAGAUUGUACCUUCUAGUUGAAAUAAAGUAUUUAUAAUAGA